AAGCCAUUGAAGCCCAAUUCCAACAUUUCCUUGUCGACAGUACCCCCGCUCAAAACCCCAACCACACGCUUCACCACCUCAACCUCAAGGGCAAAACAGUAAUUCCAGUCUAAGAACUCUGGGCAGCCUCGUUUUACCUGGGCUUUGAACAGGAGCCCGUUUCCUCGAUUCGCGAGCUCAAAAACACUCUCACACCCUCCCCUAAAUCUCUUAAUCAACCUAUACAUACACACUCCUGUACGUAUACACUCUCAUCUCCCGAGCUUCAAUUGCACACAGGGUCAUCUAGGGCUCCCCUUGAACUCGAUAUUCUUCUUUGAAGAUCAUUUCUUUGCCUACUCGGGUCAAGGGUUUGUGCACAGCUCUAGUAUCCAGGGGUGCUAUCAUAUUGUCAUGGGCUUCGUAUCAGUAAGGAAGUUCUUGAACUAAUGCAAUGGCAGCAUCUGGUAAAUUUGAUUUGUCUUCUGGAAGCCCGGAUAGGCCCUUGUAUGCCUCUGGGCAGCGAGGAUCUUACUCAGGUGCUUUAUUGGACAGAUCAAGCAGUUUCCGUGAGAAUAUGGAAAAUCCUAUUUUAUCAGCUCUUCCAAGCAUCUCAAGAAGCACUUCACCUGUUGCACAAGGAGAUGUAACUAACUUUUUACAGUGCUUGCGAUUUGAUCCUAAAGCAAUGGUUGCAGAUCAGAAAUUCAAUCGACCAAUGGAUUUUAAGCGGCUAGCUGGCCUUGCUCUUGGUGUUCCAUCAGACGACUCUCCAUCUGGUUCUGUGAAAAGCAAUCUUGCUUCUUCAUUACCUGAGGAAGUUAAACGUUUCAAGCUUGGUUUGCGGGAAAGUAGUAUUAAGGCCAGGGAGCGUGUGAAGACUUUCAGCGAGGGGUUAUCAGUGUUCAGCAAGUGCUUUCCAGGCAUACCAUCAAGAAAAAGAUCCCGGUCAGAUGUUUUAUCCGGGGAGCGGUUAUUUUCAAGUGAUCGUUCUGUUAGUGGGCCACCUGGAGGUAAAAUGGGUGCCUUGAGCCAUACUGUUACUAGUGGUUUUGAACGUGACCAACAAAAGUCAGAUGAGAGAAUUAAGAAUUCAAUCCCGAACAAGCGCACCCGAACAUCAAUGGCAGAUCCCAGGAUUGAUGUACGACCAAAUACUCCUGCAAGGACAUCUGGCAAUGCUGAUAGGGAUAAAGAAGGGUCAAGACCUCCAAAUAACAGUGUAACUCAGGUUGAAGACCGAACACUGCCUAUAGGUGUUGAUAUUUGGGAAAAGUCAAAAAUGAAGAAAAAACGUUCUGGGAUAAAGGCAGAUGCUGCUCCAAGUUCCAUUGCAUUAAAGCUAAAUGAUGGGUAUCGGGAACCAAGACAAGGAUUGCAGCCAAAGCAUCUUUCGGAAUCUCGUUCUAGGUUGAAUGAUUCCAAUGGUUUAAGGCCAGGAGCUGUUAAUGGAAUUAUUGGGGUUGUAAAAGCUGAUGGCGCAUCACAGCCGGCUAGCCUGGGUGUGCGUUCUUCCAUCCCUAGGUCUGAGCAGGACAUUGCUUCUGCUCCUAACGAGAAAAGAGUAACUACUAGUUCGGACAAGGAGAGAGUUAAUCCCAGAGCUGUCAACAAAACGAAUACCAGGGAAGAGUUCACUUCUGCCAGUCCUACUUCAAGUGUAAAACUCAAUGCAGCUUCUCGGGCUCCACGGUCAGGUCCAGGCAUUGUUCCAAAACUAUCACCGGUUGUUCCAAGGGCAACUGCUGCUGAUUGGGAAUUUUCUCAGUGUACAAGCAAGAACCCAACUGCUAUUGGGACUAACAAUCGCAAACGCGCUUCUUCAACACAAUGUUCAUCACCACCUGUUGCUCAAUGGGCUGGCCAGAGGCACCAGAAGAAUUCCCGUUCAGCAAGAAGAACAAACUUAGUCCCUAUUACUAGUAAUGAUGAAACCCCUUCAUUAGAUACUAUGUCUGAUGCUGCUGGUACUGAAAAUGGGUCAGUCUUCCCAAGGCGCCUUUCCAGCAAUUCCCCUCAGCAGGUUAGAAUAAAAGGGGAUCAGUACCCAUCGACUGCAUUAUCAGAAAGUGAGGAGUCUGGCGCUGCUGAAGUUAAAUCUAAAGAUAAGGCCAAGAACUCUGACGAGGCAGACAAUAAAUCUGGGAAGAAUGUUCAAAAAACUGCUACUCUUGUUGUGCCACCAAGGAAAAAUAAGAUGGCUACUGGAGAUGAUAUCGGAGAUGGCAUUCGAAGACAAGGAAGGACUGGACGAGGUUUUAGUUCCACGAGGUCCCUCGUUCCAGUGACCAUGGAAAAGCAUGGUAAUAUUGGAACCACAAAACAGCUCAGAAGUGCCAAAUUUGGUUUUGACAAGACAGAGAGCAAAACAGGUCGACCACCAACUAGGAAGCUCUCAGAUCGUAAGGCUUAUACCCGGAAGCAUACUACAUUAAAUGCUGCAGCAGAUUUUCUUGUUGGUUCCGAUGACGGGCAUGAAGAGCUACUGGCGGCUGCGAAUGCUGUUACUAGUACUGCUUAUGCUAGUUCAAGUUCAUUUUGGAGGCAGAUGGAGCAGUUAUUUCGUUUCAUUUCUGAAGUUGACAUUGACUAUUUAAAGCGGCAGGAAAAUAUUGACAUUACUGCUCUUAAAUCAAACCUGAUACCAUCAAACAGCCUGUUGCACAAUGGAACUGUGUUUGACCGAUUAAGAAACAUGUCUGAAGGAAAGUAUUCUGAAUUUAGCUUAGACCAAUUUAGCCCAGGAGCAGGAUCUUCCAGUGACGUUCCCCUGUGUCAGAUACUUCUUUCUGCUUUAAUUUCAGAAGAUGGAAAUGAAGAACCUUGCUGCAGUGAAAACGAAGGAUCAGAAUAUAACACUUAUGGAUCUGAUGAGUUUGAUGAAGAGGUAGAACCUGAUUCUUUCAGCCACCAGUCAUUACACAACUUUGAGCUUGCUGGGCGCACUGGUUUGGGUGGAUAUAGGAUAACUGCCAGUGGGAGAUCCUUUAAUGAGCUGGAGCAUGAUGUGUCUGAGAAGGACAGUUUUUCCAUGCCAGGCAUGUAUAUUACAUCCGGUGUCGAUCAUUCCCAAAACGACUCGCUUCCAAAACAAGCAGAAAAACCUGUUUUAUUCUGCUCCAAUUUUCAGUAUAACAAAAUGUCCAUUAAUGAAAGGGCACUGUUGGAGAUUCAAAGUAUUGGACUUUCCCCUGAACCAGUGCCUGAUUUAGCUCAAACAGGGGAUGACGAAAUCAGUCGAGAUAUCAAAAAACUUGAGGACAAGUAUCAGGAGCAGGUUUGUAGGAGGAAAGACUUCCUUGACAAACUGUUGAAGUCGUCAAUAGAAUCAAGAGAGCUUCAAGAGAAGGAAUUGGAACGGAGUGCUCUUGAGAAACUUGUCGGAAUGGCAUAUCAGAAAUACAUGAGUUGUUGGGGUCCAAAUGCCCCUGGAGGAAAGAGUGCUAGUGGCAAAAUGGCGAAGCAAGCUGCUCUAGCUUUUGUCAAACGAACAUUGGCACGAUGUGUGGAAUUUGAAGUAACGGGUAAAAGCUGCUUUGGUGAGCCUUUAUUUAGGGAAAUGUUUCUCUCUAGUUCUUCUCAAUUGAGUGACGCUCAACAAAUGCAUGUCACUAGAGAUGGAGAAUCUGAAACACAUUAUGGUAUUGCAUCAAGACCUUCGAGGGAAGGUAGAAUUUCAGGUCUUGUGGGUACACCGCAAACCCCUUCCGUUAGCAACCAUGAUGCGUAUAGUCCUGGCGGUUUCUUAGGGAACUACCUCCCUGAGAGAAAUAUAGGCAAAGAAGAUACAUGGUCAAACAGAGUGAAAAAGAGGGAGUUGUUGCUUGAUGAUGUUGUUGGGGGUGUUGUUGGAACUUCACCAGGUAUCUCUUCAGGCAUUGGCACUUCAAUUUCAAGUAGUACAAAAGGAAAGAGGAGUGAUAGGGACAGAGAAGGUAAAGGAAAUAACAGAGAGGUCUUAUCUAGAAAUGGGACUACUAAAAAUGGGCGGACAACAUCUGGCAAUCCCAAGGUAGAAAAGAAAUCCAAGUUGAAGAGUAAGCAGAAAACAACUCAAUUAUCUGCUGUCAAUGGCAUUAUUGGAAAGAUGUCCGAGCAACCAAAAAAUUUACCAUCUUCUAUUCCCAAGUCUGGGGAUAAUGGAAGGGAAAAGGACAACUUUAAGUUGGAUGUAUUGGACAACACUGAGGCCAUUGAUUUUUCCACCCUACACAUGGAUGGGGGUCUAGAUGUCCCUGAUGAUCUUGGUGAUCAAGGGCAAGACAUUGGUUCGUGGUUAAAUAUUGACGAUGAUGGGUUACAAGAUGACGACUUUAUGGGCCUUGAAAUUCCCAUGGAUGACCUAUCAGAGUUAAAUAUGAUGGUCUGAAUUUUCUUUCAUUGUAUAGACCUGUUUAUUAUACAGUUCACAGAGGAAACAGAAUCACCGUUGUAAGAGGUGACAAGAUACAUGGAUGGUCAUGGUACUGCCCCUUUCAUAAGCAGGCUAUAGAUUCUUUUGGAAAUCCCGCAUAAGUUAAUCUCCGAAUGAACCUUUCGGAUUUUGCUCUGGCUUAAGUUGAUGAUGUUGACUGUAAAAAUAUUUGCGCACAUCCGAGCUAGUAUGUCCUAGUCAUAUCUUAGCAAUGACUGUAGUCUGGAUGUAACAUUAAAUAUUAGGGCUAAUAGGCCUUGUGUACAUAUUUUCAGUUUUCAAUAAAAUAAACUCGUUUAGUCAA
Molecule: messenger RNA, 4697 nt
Organism: Daucus carota subsp. sativus
Lineage: Eukaryota; Viridiplantae; Streptophyta; Magnoliopsida; Apiales; Apiaceae
Exons: 15
Coding region: 434-4348 (1304 amino acids)
Source: RefSeq, a predicted model, not a curated record